This is a messenger RNA of Funneliformis geosporum, 178 nucleotides long. NCBI's taxonomy places the organism in Eukaryota, Fungi, Glomeromycota, Glomeromycetes, Glomerales, Glomeraceae. The record is from the annotation of a GenBank genome assembly.
ACGCCGAUCGAGAUUACCUCUUGAAAAGGUUAUGGAAUUGUUUAAGAAAUGGGAGUAUGAAGGUAAAUUGGUAGGACUUAUAACCGUGAAAGAUGUGUUAAAAGAAAGAGCUGAAGAGGAAAAUGAUGUUGAUGACAAUACUCUAGCAGUAAUAGUUAUAGUUCUGGUUUGGUUGUAA